Messenger RNA from Chlamydomonas reinhardtii, 9080 nucleotides. RefSeq lists its product as uncharacterized. The record is from RefSeq and is a predicted model, not a curated record. The coding region runs from base 619 to 8121 and encodes 2500 amino acids. The transcript has 14 exons. Lineage: Eukaryota; Viridiplantae; Chlorophyta; Chlorophyceae; Chlamydomonadales; Chlamydomonadaceae.
GGAACUACAACCCGCGGUGGCCCCAUGCUGCGUUCAUGGUCACCACUGACCACCUCUCCUGUUAUCCUUUGUAGGCAUUUGCUUAAUCCAAAUGCUGAUGAACUAUUAUCGGACCUACAUUAUUCAAAAUCAAUAGUGAAGGUAAUGGUUUGGAAGCGGUUUGGUUCGUGGGCGUUGACGCCUUGCAAACUUUGUUUGUAUGUUUUCUAUCUGCUUGAUAAGUAAUGCGAGGCUAUUCUGACAUACAAGCCUGGCGCCGUUGCUGAGGUCUGCAGAGAGACCAAAGGAACUCGUUGGUCCCAAACCUCAUGCAAAGCCUAAAGUCAUUGCCAAACGGUAGUAAGCAUGCUUCUAUGACUGCGGGAAAUUGAAGUUGCAAAGAACGCUGCACGCCGAGAUUUUGGCGUGCAAGGCUGUGCCGUACACACACACUGGCGGUGCUGGCUUGUCGCUUUGCUGACUGGUAAAUGCUUUAAUCACAUUCACAAGGCCAAUAAGGCGACGCACAUAUACACGCACGUUGAAUUCGCUGAGAGUAUGCAAAGUUGCAGGCGCGAACAUGAUCGGGACAAGUAGCACCUACGUGAUUGGCGAUAAAUAGUCCAACAGUUAAUAGAUAUGGAGACUACAGAGGAGGCGAGGGCGCAAAGGGCAAGGGUGCCCCAGAUGCCCCCAGGCGCGACGGUCUUGGAGCUACUCCGCCGUGCCCUUCAGUCAAGCAACGUUGAAGCUGAUAAGCCGAGGGAAGCUGUGGAGAACGACCGCACUGCUGAUAUCCAGGCAGAAGAUUUCGCGAAAGUCUGCGCAGGAUGGUCACCGCAACAAGCUGCAGCUGUAAUCGACCUAGCACAGCAGCAGAGCAGUCGGACGACUCUGCGAAUGGCCUAUGCCCAGCUGAGCGCCCACUUCCUGACCGGCGCGCGGCUGCUGCUGGUGGCAGCGGGCAGCAGCGCGCUGCUCGACGGCCCCUUGCUAGCGCAGCUGGUGUGCAGCGGGCCCUUGGAGCUGCUCCUUCUCAAACUCAAACCAUCUGGGUCGGAAGGAGACCAGGCGGAGGAGGUGGCAGCAGAUAAGCCAGCGGGCAGGCCAUCGGCGGGGGUGAGGAAGGGCGACGGCGCGCGGCGCAGGCGCGAGGGCGGCGAGGGCGGCGAGGGCGAGCAGGGGCAGCGGCAGCCGCUGUCUUUCAAGGGGUGGUACGUGGUGCACACGCUGGGCCGCCCGCCGGGCGGCGGCGAGGGCGCGGCCGGCGGCGCGGAGGCGGCGGGCGCGGGCGUGUGGAUGGAGGGGCUGGAGCAGUUUGCGGCGCGGCUGGUGGGGCUGCAGGCGCCGCCCGCCUCCGCCGUGGCCUCCGGCCGGGUGCCCGACUCAGUGCUGCUGGCGGUGCGGGCGGCGGUGCUGCAGGUGACGCGCCAGCUGCGCAUCGUGGACCUGGAGUGGCUGUGUGAGCAGCCCCGCGCGCUGUCCGCCCUCAGCCCCUUCUGGCGCACCUUCAGCCAGUGGACCGAGGAGCCGCGCCGCCCGCCGCCGCCGCCGCCGCCUCCCCCGCCGCCGCUGCCGCUGCCGCACCAGCUGCCGGCCGUCGACGCCGCACUGGCGGGUGGCCCGCAGGCGCCCGUCCCCGCGGCGCUGCUGCUGCAUCAGCUGAGCCAUCUGCACCACGUGCAGCAGCUGCAGGCCAUACAGCAGCAGUACGCGGCGGGGGGGCACCCGCUACAGGGUGUGCCGCCGGGGGCGGCCGCAGCGGCGGCAGCAGCCGCGAUGUUACGGGCAGCAGCGCGGCGUCCUCACCUGGCCGCACACCUGCAGCAGCCUUCCGCCGGCCUGCCGGUGCCGUUGCCGCUGGGAGUGGACCCGCUACAGCUCAACACGCCGCUCUCCCCUGCGGACAUAGCGGCGACGAUCGCUGGUGCGGCUGCGGGCGCUGCCGCCGCGGCGGCGGCCGCUGGUGCGGCGGCUGGCGCCGCCGCCGCGGCUAACGGCGGCCCCGCGCCUGGGCCGCUGCUUCCGCCGGCGCUGCCCACGGGCGGCUCGCUGCUGCUCAACAUGGUGGGCAGGGCGCGGGCGGCGGGGCCGCGGCCGCUGAUGCCGGGGGCGCUGUUCCUGGGGGGGCCGCCCGGCGCCGCAGAGCUGGCGGCCGCAGCCGCAGCCGCGGCGGACCGGCAGAGCCAGCGCGAGGGCGAGCGCGACGCGCAGGCGGAGGACGAGGACGACGAGGAGGCGGCGGAGGCACAGUGGGGCGAGGCGGAGGCCCACCCGCCGCCGCCGCAGCAGCAGCAGCAACAGAGGAAGCCCGCCAAGCGCCGGCGGGUGUCAGGCAAGGUCGCGCCGCGCACACCAGGCGGCGCCGCGGCAGGCGCGAUGUCUCCCGCCGGCGCCGGCGCUGGUGCCGUGGGCCGUGUGGUGGGCGGCGGCGGCGGCGGCGGCGGCGGGGGCUUGUUUGUGUGUGACGCUGUUGCCCAGCUGAUGGCGUUUGACCCGGACAUGGCGGCCGCGGUGGAUACGUGGCUGAGGGCGCGGGCGGCGGGGCUGGAGGCGCUGGACGGGCCGCUGGCGCCGGCUCUGUGGCGCGCCGCCAGCACGGUGGACGCCGCCGGCGGCACCGUCGCCGCCGCCAGCCGCCGCGACCGCUGGGUGUACGCGGUGGCCUUCUGCCCCGCCGGCGCCUACUACGGCGACGGCCGGCCGGGCCGCGGCACCCGCGUGCGGCUGCUGGCGCCCGUGCCGCCGCCCGGUGCAGAGGGCGGGGCUGGUGGGCUGGAGGGGCAGCAGCAGCAGCAGCAGCAGCAGCAGCAGCAGGCCGGCGACGACGGGUCUGGUGGGGCGAUGGCGGGUCUGCGGCAGGUCGAGGCGAUGGAGCCGUGGCGCUGGUUUGCGGCGCACACGGGACCGGCCCUGACCAGCCACAGGUGGCCCAAGAAGGUGGAGGUGGCACUGCAGCCGGGGCACGGCGCCGUGAUCAAGGAGGGAGUGCGGUCUGUGCGGGGUCCCGGCGGCCUGAUCUGGAUGCGCUUCGGCGACUGGCUGCCUGCGGUGCAGCGGGCCAUACGCGCGGCGCGCGGCCUGGCGCCAGACAGCGAAGAGGACCAGGUGGAGGGGCAGGAGGCUGGAGAGGAGGAAGAGGAGGAGGAGGCUGGAGAGGAGGGCGAGGGGGCUGGAGAGGAGGGAGAGCAGCCGACGGAGGCGGAGGCGGUCUCCGGGGAUACGGAGAUGGAGGAGGCGGCGGGCGCGAGCGGCCCGCCGGCGGGGCCCACGCCCAAGCGCAGGCGCGGGUCCGGCUUGCUCAAGGCGGCGGAGGAGGAGGGGGCGGAUGGGGCGGCGGCACAGGUGGCGGGGGCACAGGAGGCGCACAAGGCACGCCUCGCCACAGCGGCAUCGAGGCUGACCGAGUUGGUGAACGCCGAGUAUGCUGUGAUGGCACGGCGGAAAGAGCUGUCAGAGCAGCAGCAGCGGCAGCAGCCGCCACAGCCGCCACAGCAGCAGCAGGUUCCAAACGGCGGCCACGACGGCGCCCUGCCCCAGCCGGUGCUGCCGCCGCUGGGCCCGCCGCUGCCGCCGCCGCCCAGCUCGGCGCUCCUGUCCGACAUCCGGCGCCGCUUCAAGCAGCCUGUGGACGCCGAGGCGGAGGCCGCCGCCGCCGCCCCCGGCGCGCCCGAGCUGCCGGCGCUGGCGCAGCUGCGGGCGGUGGACCCGGAGGCGGCGGAGCUGGCGGCGGCGGCGCUGGCGGCCAAGGGCGCCGAGGUGGUGCGCACCGGGCCCAACGCGCCGACGCUGUGGUGCUACCGGCUGUACGGCGCGGUGCGGUACGGGCUGGCGGUGUGCCCCGCCGGCCGCAGCUACGUGGACGUAGUGCCCAACCGCAUCGGCGGCACGCCCCUGCGCAUCCUCUACACGCCGCCCGCCGCCGAGAUGGCGGCGGCCGGCGGCGGCGGCGAGGGCAGUGGCGGCGGUGGUGGUGGUGGCGGCGGCGGCGGCGCUCGGGCGUGUGUGGAGCUGCUGCCUCGCACCUGGUUCCGGGAGACGUCGGGCGGGCGGGCGCGCACCAUCCGUUGGCAGACCAAGGUGGAGGUGGCGGUGCAGCGGGGCCGGCCCGAGGACAGGUUCUGGACGGCCGCGGACAUGAGGCUGCACGCGGGCCUGUCCUGGGUGCCGUACGUGACGUGGCGCGGCGAGCUGACGUCGGACCUGGAGGCGGAGGAGGCGGGCGAGGCGGCGGCCGGGAUGGGGAUGGGGGCAGCGGAGGAGGCCGGCGACAUGCCGGCCGGAGGCCCGCCCUACCCCGGCGGCCCCGGCCCUGGCCCCAGCGGCCCCGGCCUUGGACCCGGCUUCAUUUACACCCCCGCCCCACCCCCAGCCCCCGGCAUCCUGUCCGGCGGCUCCCAGCCUCUGGGCAGCCGCCCCGUGCCUGUGAGCACUCGCGUGUGGCGGCCGCACUCGGGCGCCUCGGUGGCGGCGGCGGCGGCGCUGAGCCCGGCGCCUGACGCGGUGUCUCAGCUGCGGCUGCUGGACGCGGCGGCGGCGGAGCUGGUGGGGGCGGAGCUGGAGCGGCAGGUGGACAGGGCGGUGGCGGGGCCCAACGCGCCGCGGCUGUGGUGCUAUCGCUUCCCCGACCUGGUGGGCUAUGCGGUGGCCUUCUGCCCGGCCGGCGCCACCUACACCGCAGGCCGCCAGGGCCGGGACUCGCUGGUCCGCCUCAUCCACGUCGUCACGCCCGCCUCAGUCGCCGCCACAGCAGCCGCAGCCGCAUCCGCCGCCGCCUCACAGCCGGGCGAGGAGGAGGAGGGCGGCGCGGGCGGCAGGGAGGGCGGUGCCCGGGAGGAGCGGAAGGGCGGGGAGGAGGAGGAGGCGGACAAGGGCGAGCGGCGCAGCAAGAGCGAGGCCCGGGACGGCGAGAGCUCGGACGGCGGCCGGGGCUCGGCGGCGGCCGGCGGCAAGGCGCGGCCGGCGCUGGGAGGGUCGCGGUCGGGCAGUGCGGCGGCGCCAUGGCUGCCGCGCCUGUCGCCCGGCGAGGUGCGGGUGGAGGUGGUGGAGCCGUGGGUGUGGUUCAAGACCACUGCGGGCCGCUACGCCAAGUCCUACAAGUGGCAGCACAAGGUGGAGGUGGCCAUGCUGCCGGGCGAGGGGCAGAGGCCGCCCGGCGCCAGGCCGGGGGCGCCGCUGCGGCCAAAGGGCCACAUCGUGGACGGCCUGCGCUGGGCACGCUACGUGGACUGGCGCGCCUCGCUCAUGGGGCCCGCGCCCGCACCCCCACCCGCACACGCACACGCACACGCAUCCGCACACGGGGUGGCAGCAGCGCCACACGGGGCCGCAGCACCGGCAGCAGCGGCAGGCGGCUCCGGCCCUGGCUCCCAGUCCCCGGACCCAGGCGCGGCUGCUGCCUCCGCCGCUGCCGGCGGGUCGGCCCAUCCGCCACCCGAGAAUCCGUUGGCGCGGGCCUUUAUAGACCGGGUGAUGGCAUGGGUGGCGCAGAACGGCACCACGGGUAUGGGGGCGGCGGCGGACGGCGGCGACGCGGCGGCGGCUAGGGAGCAGGAGGUGCGGCGGCAGAGGGGCGCCCUGAGGUUGAUGGAGGAGGCGGGGGUUCCGCUGGACGACGACAACCUGGCCAAGAUUCUGUUGUUCAUGAAUUUUUAUCCCUCGCAUGAGCCGCUGCCAUGGCAGCAACCGCACGGGCAGCAGCAGGGGCAGCAGCAGCCACAGGGGCAGCAGUCGCAGGGGCCGCAGCGGCAGGGGCUGCAGGGGCCGCGAGAGCAGCAGCAGCAGCAGCAGCAGCAGCAGCCGGGGGAGCAGCCGGGAGAGCAGCAGCAGCAGCAGCAGCAGCCGGGUCCGGCACCGGGGCCUGAGCGGCUGGCACCGCCGGCCAAGGCGGUUGCGGCCCCGGAGGACGAGGGGGAGGACGAGAAGGACGAGCACGGGGCCGCAGGCGGCGAGGCCGGGGAACUGGAGGGUGGCGACGGCGGUGCUGCUGCAACCCCUGCCGUUGCCACCCCCGCGCCAAUCGCUGCCGUCACGCCGCUGGCGGCUACGCGUGGUGCCGGAGCCGGCUUCUCAGCUGCCGCCUCGGCAGCCGCCGCCUCCUCCUCGUUCUUUGCGGUGCGGCAGUACGCGGCUGUGGACGCGGCGGCGGGCAGGCUGGUGGCGGCGGCGCUGCCGGGCCGCACGCGGCACCUGACGGGGCCCAACGCGCCGACGCUGUGGUGCUUCCGGCUCAACCACGGCGCCCUGACCCGCUACGGGCUGGCGUACUGCCCGGGCAGUACGGCGUACGACGACGCCGUGCCCAACCGCCGCGGCGGCACUGCCGUACGCAUCCUGUACGUGGCUCCCACGGGGUCGGCGGCGGCGGCGGUGGGUGGAGGCGGCAAGGGCACGCCCGGCCCCAAGCCCAAGGGCCGCAAGGCGGCUGGCGGCGUGGAGGCUGCGGACGAGGACGGCGGCGAGCCGGAGGACGAGGCGGCGGCUGCGGCUGCGGCUGCGGCGGACGGCGAGGACUCCAAGCCCGGCUCUUCCGCCGCCGACGCGACCAAGCGGCGGCGCUCCUCCAAGGGCGGCGCCGGCGACUCGCCUCAGGGCCAGCAGGCCAAGGGCGGCGGCGGCGGCGGCCAGGCUGUUCAUGCGAGCCCGGGGUGUGUUCGGGCUGUUGAGGACCUGGUGCCGCGGGCCUGGUUCGAGGCCACGGCGGGGCCCUCCACGCCCAGCCGGCGCUGGCAGGUCAAGGUGGAGGUGGCGCUGCCGCCCGGCCUAGCGCUGGCGGAGCUGCGGCCGCCGCUGCCGCCCAACACCCGGGUGGUGGAGCGCUCCGGACUGCGCUGGGUCAAGUACCAGGAGUGGCGGGCGGCCUUCGACGCCGCCGCGCCCGCGGCGGCAGGCGGCGUCGCUAGCCCCCGCAUAAAGGCCGAGCCGGGCAGCACCCCGGGCGGCAGCGGCGGCGGCUCCGGCCGGCGGGGCGUCAAGCGCAGGGCGCCGGCGGCCGCCGUGGGCGCAGAUGGGGAGGAGGAGGACGAGGAGGAGGAGGAGGAGGAUGGCGAGGAUGAGGAAGAGGAAGAGGAGGAGGAGGAGCAGGAGCAGCCCAAGAAGAAGGGGUUUGGCCGGCGCAAGGCGGCCCGAACGGAUGCGGCCGUGGCUGGGGGCGAGGACGAUGGGGCCAAUGACAAUGCCGACAGCGCUUCGGGCUCGGUGGGAUCCGAUGCCAGUGGCGAGGGGGCAGAUGACGAGGACGAGGACGAUGAGGAGGCUGGGGAUGAUGGCGCCACGAUGUCUCCGAGCUCGGGUCGCGGCCGUGGGCGCGGACGGGGCCGGGGCCGCGGACGUGGACGCGGCCGGGGCCGCGGCCGCUGGGGCAGCCGGGUUCUCGGCGGCCCCGACGAUGGCGGCGGCGGCGAGGGCGAGGGCGGCGGCGUCCCUGUGGACCGCGCCUACGAGGCGGCGGCGCUGGCGCUGGCGGACGUGGUGUGGGACAAACUGAUGGCGGGCUCUGGCGGCAGCGGGAGUGCAGGCGGAGCGGCAGGCAGUGGCGGCAGCGGCGGCGCUCUGGACACGACGCCGGUGCUGGUGCGGCUGCGCUGCUCACGCAGCCGGCACGAGCACCGCUUCGGAGUGGCGCUGUGUCCUCCGGGGGCGCGGCACGGCGACGGCGGCCCGGGCCGGGAGACCGGUGUGCGGAUCGUGUACCUGACGCCAGGCGGGGUGGCGGCGCCGCCUGUUCCCCCGGGGGAGCCCGCCGCAGGGUCGCGCGCGCCGGCGUCCGCGGUGGAGGCCGCGACUGCGGUGGCGCUGGCGGCGGCCGCCGGGCAGCCGCUGCCUCCUGCGGCGGAGGCGGCGGCCGGCGCCGACAGCGGCGAGGGCUCCGCCUCCUCCUUCCCUGUGCUGACGCCCAACGUGUUCAACCAGCAGGCGGGCGCGGGCGCCUCGGGCUCCUACCCCUGGCGCUUCUGGGUGCAGGUGCUGGUGCGCGACCCCCAGCGGCAGCUGCCGGCCUCCUGGCUGCCGUACGGCAAGUGGGUGGGCGAGCUGCGCGAGGCGGCGGCGGCACGGCCCGCGGACGACCCCCAGCGCUUCGCAGGCGUGGCCGCCCCUGUGUCGGCCCGGGAGCUGCCGCAGUACCAACCAAAGCUGCAGUGAGCGCGGCUAUGUAGCCGCAGUUGUAGCAGCUGUAGCAGCUGUAGCAGUAGCAUGCUGAGGGCGCUGUGGGAUGAUUGCCAGAGACACUGAGAACCACGGCAACGGUUGGGUUGCGCGCGGCGUGCCGUGCACAUGUGCUGUGCGCAUCCAGCGCCCGUCGGCGUUGGCAGCGGUGCGGCAUGCAUGACACGUCUUGUACUGGAUUGGGCUGCUUGGGCUCACAGGACCACACCCCGGCGUGUAGGGCGUUGGGCACUGAGGAAUGGGGCACCGUAAUUCAUUUGUGUAUUGAUAUGUAUAUGUGAUUGGGUGUGUGGGUGUGUGUUUGUCGGUGGGGCGGCGCGCACUGUGCGUGGGGAAGAGAACUGAGCGGAGGCACUGAGGCGGGCGGGGCCGCGCGCAGCAAUGGCGAGACUUCUUUUGGACGUGGGUGGCAGACGGUGUGUAAGAGUGUAUGAUGUGCUAGGACGGCCGAAGGGUACAUGUGUAUUGAAGAGCACAAGGAACAAAAUGUGUAGGACAGUGUAUGCGAUGCAGAGCCACGGGAGGCUACAGGUGUGUAUGUGUGUAUUAGGACAGACACAAUGAGGCAAAGUGCGACAAACUGCUGCGCCACCAAACGCGCCUGCUGGUGGUAGUACUGUGAACUGGGCGCAGGAGCUUGGAGCGCACCAAGUACCGGCAUCACCCACGCAGAAUAACGGCACCUGUACAGCCUGCUUGCACACAGGUGCCCUAACAAAAACGAAGCCAUGCACACCACUGGGCUUCUGGACCGUGAGUGGUCCCGUGAGGGGACAGGCGUGCAGUGGUGGGGCACCUAACGCAGGGCCACCGAUGACUCCUGAGCAGUGAGCGGUGGGCAGGCCCGGCUAUGGGGUGGGCGUUUGAACAAUGCACUGGAUAAGGUGCGCGCGCGGAGUGCGGCUGGCUGAGGACAAAUGUAAUACGGGUUCAGU